CCCUUAUUGUUCCGCAAAAGUAAGAAGUGUAAUUAUCUUUAGCGAAGAUAACAGUUACGAUUGCCGGAUUCGUUAGGUUUUUUUAGUUCCAAAGUCUUCAUUGCGCAUCUUCAUUUUCCUUAACAAAGAAUCGUGAUACGACUCAACAAUGAUCAGACGGACCUUUAAUUUUCGAGUAGCGCUACUCAACGGCGAAUCAGUUUCUGCACCGGUGCAGUAAGAAGUUCAGCUGGAGACGCAAGCAUUGUGUCAUAAAAUUGUACAUUUAAUAUUUAUUUGAACCAUGUUAAAAAUAUUGAGGAACUCCAUUCGUUCGGAAAGGAGCCGACAGAAAUGCAAGGGGAUCAAUGAGUACAGUCAGCAGAUUCAGUAUCGAAAGGUACUGUUUUCUGGAAUUCAACCUACAGGCAGUGUACAUGUAGGAAAUUACUUUGGCGCCAUUCAAAGGUGGAUAGAGUUACAGAAUUCCGGAAACCAGAUGCUCUGCAGCAUAGCGGAUUUGCAUUCGAUCACUUUGCCGCAAGAUCCAAAGCAGUUGAGAGAAAAUACUCUACUAAUGGCUGCGACUUUAAUAGCCUGUGGUAUAGACAUUAAGAGAAGCAUUCUCUUUCAACAAUCCAAAGUAUCGAUGCAUGCAGAGCUCUGCUGGGUUCUGGCUAGCAUCACAACCAUGGCUAGGCUGGCGCACUUGCCGCAAUUCAAGGAGAAGAGCGAAUCCUUGAAGAAUGUCCCUCUAGGCUUAUAUAUUUAUCCUGUCUUGCAAGCAGCUGACAUAUUGCUGUACAAAGCGACGGAUGUUCCAGUCGGACAAGACCAAGCCCAGCAUGUGCAAUUGGCACAGAAUCUGGCGCGAAUAUUCAACAAUCAGUUCGGACAGACUUUCCCGAUACCACGCGUUUUAGUCAGCGAUGGCCCGAGUCAGAGGAUCAAGUCUUUGCGUGAUCCCGCGAAGAAGAUGUCGAAGUCACAUCAAGACUGCAAGAGUAGACUGAACAUUCUGGAUAAUCCGGAUAUGCUGUUGGAGAAAGUGAAGAAAUCUGUGACCGAUUUCACUUCCGAGGUGACUUACGAGCCGGAAACGCGGCCGGGAGUAUCCAACUUGAUUAACAUACAUUCUCUGUUUACCGGAAAGACGCCGGACGAGAUAUGCAAGGAAGCCGCAGGAUUGGACACGGGGAAGUAUAAAUUAGUCGUGGCGGAUGUGGUCGUCGAGAAACUGACACCGAUUCGCAACCAAGUAUUGAGGUUGCUCAAGGAACCCGCCUAUCUGGAUGAGAUCUUGAAGGAAGGCUCGGACAGGGCCGCUGACCUCGCUACGUGUUGUUGGACGGAAGUUACAGACAAAGUCUUCGGUAGCGAUUCGAUGCGGGAUGUAAAGAGCGUAACAAGCACUGCGGAUGCCCAGAUGUAGCCGUUUAUUGCAAAUAGAUAUACUUUUCCAGAAAAUAGACAUUAAUUUUGCCAACGCCGAA
Messenger RNA from Dinoponera quadriceps, 1472 nucleotides. It is a transcript of the gene TrpRS-m, whose product is annotated as tryptophan--tRNA ligase, mitochondrial. Gene Ontology annotation, biological process: mitochondrial tryptophanyl-tRNA aminoacylation. The record is from RefSeq and is a predicted model, not a curated record. Gene Ontology annotation, molecular function: tryptophan-tRNA ligase activity; ATP binding. NCBI's taxonomy places the organism in Eukaryota, Metazoa, Arthropoda, Insecta, Hymenoptera, Formicidae. Bases 284 to 1411 code for a protein of 375 amino acids. Gene Ontology annotation, cellular component: mitochondrial matrix; mitochondrion. The transcript is spliced from 6 exons.